AUGAUAAAAAAACAAUUGAAUAAAAUUUCGUCUCUCUAUGACCUCUGGGUGAUGACAGCCAUUUUUGUGAGAGGAUAAUUUGUUUGUUCAUAAGCCAUUGAAAUUUAUUUACUGCUAACAAAUUCUCUCCAAUCCUUACUGAUGGUUAUUCAUCCAACAAUAACACAAAUAAAGGAUUUCCAAAUAAACUCAUCCAUAGAUCUAAUAUAUACCUUCAUCAUUAGGAUAGAGAUUUACAUUUUCACAAAUUAUCAAGUCAAAGAAGAAUUAAUAUAUUUAUUUAUUUUUGGACUCAUAUUGAUAAGUAAACUAGGCUUUAUACUGCUAAUGUUUAUUUUAAAAAAUCAUUAACACUCAGAUAAAUUUGUGCAAUUAAUUUAGCAUCACUUGCCUUUACAAAUUUUUAUUAGAAUUCAAAGCUGCUAUCAACAAUUACUUUGUCCAAUUUUUAUUAUACCCUUUAACACUCUCAUAUUACUGUCAAUCAAGAGAAGCGUCUCUUUAAUCUAAGCCGGCUAAACCUUAUAAUACAUUAAUUUAACAUUAUAGAUUAUCACAUUCGUAUUAUUACAAUUAGAUUAAAUUAUGAUUUGCUUAAUCAACAGAUAACCCAUAACAUUUAAAAUGCGGCCUAUGGAAAGAUCCAAAGUUACAGAAUCUCAUUUAAUUAUAUACAUAUUUUCAACUAUCUCAGUCAUUUUAUUUGCUUUGAUGGAAACUACGUAAUCUAUUGCAAUUCUACAGUGUAUUUUAGUGUGCUUUAUUUAAGUAGUUGCCAUCAGAAAUUAAUUUGCUAAUUCCAUUUAUAUUUAUAGAUAUUAAGAAAUUAUCCUAUAUUCUGGUCAUCUCUUUUAAUUGCUCUUUUGCAUCCUUAAAUUUAUUGAGAACUUUACUUACACAAUUAAUUAUACCUUUUUAUUACUAAAUAUAACUCCUUUAAUUUUAGUAUAUAUCUUAUAGAAUGUCAACUAAGUAAAGACUUAACAGUUUCUAGUACUAUUUAAAUCUGAUAAUACACCUAAUAUUAAAGAAGUUAUGAAUGUUUUAAUUUGCAUACUCAAUAAAUGUGAUAUCGGUGAUCAUUAUGUAGUUAUUAGGUCCUCUUUGAUUAAUUAUUUCCAUUCUAAGUAAUGUCUACACAAAUAAUGUUCCUGCACAACUACUUUUUAUAUAGCUGAACCAAGAUAAGCGAAUGCGAUAACAGGAUAAAUAUUUAGAAACUUUAUAUUUGAAAAAAUAUCUAUCAUUUAGAAGGUUAUCAAUAAGAAGUCCUCAGAAUUCUACUGUAAUUAAGAAUUACUCAUUCAAUAUGCUAUAUUACUUCAUGAUUUUGGUUGGACAAUGCUGGCAGCUAAGGCUUUUAACAAAAUCCUUAUUAAUGAUACUGUCAAUCCUCCAAUUAAUUCAAAUGCUAAUCAAUAAUUUGAUAAAACGAACAUCUAAAAAUACAAUAAGGAAAUGACCAUAAGAUCAACGACCUAAUUAUAUAGGAGGUUAAAAUCAUUGGAUUCUUAGAAAGAGAAAGAUAAUGCCAAUGAGAUGAAAUUGUAUUUUAAAAUUACUUUAGGAAUUAUUGAUAGAGUGAGGAUUAUCCAACUGUUUAAUUAAACAAAAUGGAAUAUGAAAGCUUCUUUUGGUUCUUCUUUAUAAGCAGCCUAAUAAACAUUUAUUUCUGACUCUAUUAAUCAAUAUUUAAAUUAUGAAUUCAUCAUAUAAACGGUCAAAUAAAUGAUCAUUAAUCUUAUAAAUUCAAAAGUCUCCUUUUUUUCUGAAUUAAUUAAAGCACAAAAAUAAUUUAGUUUACAGAAAUCCCUCAAACAAACCAAUGACCUUUGCUCUAAUCUUAAUGAAACAGAGAAUUAUAUAAAAAUUUAAUUUGAGAAAUACCCUAGUAUUAGAUUACAAAAGGCACUCACAUUUUUUUUGGCUGAAUUAUACAGUAAUUACUUAGAAGCUAAUAAAAUAUACAAUUAUUCUAUUAAUGGAGAUCUAAAGUUCAUCUAAAAUAAUCAUUCUGCAUUGAAUUUAUCUUAGUAAUAGAGUGCAUAUGUAAUCUUAUCCUUGAAUGAAGACUUAAAGCAAUUAGAAGUGUAAACUAUCUCUAAUCAAAUGCUCAAUCUAAUAGGAAAACCAAAUUAAUUAAAUACAUGUUUUAGAGAAAUAUUACCGUUAUUUUUUUAUCAAUACCAUCCUUUAAUGGUUAACAACUUUUUAUCAACAGGGAAAUCUCGAUACUAUAGAAAUUUUAGUUCAAAUUUUGUAAAUUGCCAUGAUUGUUUAGUUAAAGGGAUUUAAUUAUGCUAUGAUACGACAUCUGUUUUUCAUCAUUCUCAAUUGGUUUUUGUUGCGUUUAUUUAAGAAUUAGUUUAUGAAAAAUGCUACAUCAUUGUGGAUGGUUUUGAUAAAAGUUUUGUAAGUUUAUCCUUCAAUUUUCUGUAAAAAAUAGGUUAUGAUGAUAAUUUGAUUACAAAAAUGGUGAAACAUAAAUAUUUGAAUGAAAUAUCAAUAUAUAACAUUUUCCCUUUAUUUGACGAAGCCUUGUAAAAGAAGCAGGAAGAUAAUAGAUUUUUGGUUGAAAAGCUAUUUUUUUUUGAUUAUUUAAAAGUGAGAAAAUCCACAAUGGUGGAGGAUAAGGAGAAAAGAAUGUCCAAUUUAAAUCCAAUUAUAUGGAAAUAAAAGGAAAAAGUUUUAUCCUUUAUAGCUAAACUCAAUAUAUUUGAAAGAAACCAUUAAGAUUUUUCAUAUUAUGUAAUAGAAAUUUAGGAUAUAUAGUAAUUGAGUGGACAAAACAACACUUUUGAAGAUGAAAUUUAUGAGUAAGAAUCAUAUAUAUCGGAAACAUCCAAUAUAAGCUAUAGUUAAAACUGCAUUAUCAGUUAGGGUAAUGAUGAUCAUCCAAAUUAGAUCUAUAUACAAGAUUUAAAUAAUUAAGCAUCUCUUUUUUCACCAUUAACUACCAUGCUUAAUAAUAACGUUGAUUAGAGUACCCGAUAACUGCAAACACAAAUGAGAGAGACUCCUCAAAAUCAAGUUAUUGAUAACUUAUUAAAUUAAUACGAGAUCAAUGAGUCUCCUUUAAAAAUAAAAAGGAAGCAAUAAUAAUAAACGUUUUAUAAUUGCAAAUUCUCUCAUCUAUUACCUUAUUAGGAUAAAUCAUCAAUAAAAUCAUAGGAACAAAACGAUGAUAGAUAAUAAUAGGAGGAAUAAGAUUUACACAUACAUUAAUAGGCUCAAUCUUAAUCAUCCGUUGCAAGCAUAAAUUAAUCUUUAUUUUAUAAAAAGUAUGAGUUAAUCGAGAAGAUAACUUCUUAAAAACCUCCCUUAAAAAUCAAUUAGUUUAUAGGUUUUUUAUUAAUUCAAAACUUGAUAUAAAUGAUUUAUUUCAUCAUCAUUUUAUCAUAAAUGCCAACUGACUUGGAUAACAGUAUUGUUGACAUAAACAUGAUAGGGCUUCACUCAGAUGUAAUGGCUCCCCAUGAUCUUUAUUUCUCAAUGAGAAUUACAUUAUCUUCUUAUUAGUAAGCCUUAAGUGAAGGAUUCAUAAAUUAGACUCUCUUUAAACAAUUAACAGAUCCGUAUUAUGAUAACAUUUAUUAAGGAUAUCUAGAAUUUAAAGAUAGUCUAUAUACUUAAUUAAAUAAUCCAUAUUUGUAGUUGUUUUAUAAUGAUUAUGAUAUGAAUAUCAGAUUCAUGAAGGAGAAUGAAACUUCUGUGAUUUCAAAACAAAUGACUUUUAGGGAGGUGCUAUUGGUUGUAUUACAAUAUUAAUUCGCAUAUGCGAAAAAGUAUGCAACGAGAGAAAGCCCAAGUGGGUCUCCUUUUUAAGUAUUUCUUUAUGCUAACUACUUUGAUUUGCAUGAUUUAUUAACAUAAAUUAGUGAUGAGAUCUUUGUCUAUUCAAAAGAAAGAUCAAACAGUGUUAAUCAAAAAUGGAUGAUAUUCUGGUUGAUUUCAAUUCUAAUCGUAAUUUUAGCAAAUAUGAUAUCAUUUUUUUAUUACAAUCAAUAUUUAGUCCAAUAUGAUAAGUUUUUAUAUCUGAUGGAUUAUUUAUCUUUAGAUCGCUUGGAGAAUGAAAUUACAAAAUUAAAAUUAAUGCUAUCUUAAAUUCUUCAUGAUGAAAAAAUGAUAUUUGAUUAUUAAUUUAGUUUUGAAUAUUGCCAGAAUAAAGUUUAAAAUGGAAUUGGAAAUAAUUCUUAACAUAAAAAAAAUAUUAAAUUAAAAAGAGUAUUUAAAGUAAGUAGAUUGAAGCCUGCGUUAAUUUUAUUAUUUUUUUGUACUAUUUUUGUUUCUUAUUCAACACUAGUAGAUUAAUCUAAUUAAAGCUUCUUUAGAAAGUAUCUAUCAACAAUAGAUUUUUUUAAAUUGAUCUCUGAUUUGAAACUUAGAUCAGGAGGUGUUCUGAUGUAAAAAGAGAUUUUUUAUCGAUGGGACAAUUUUACAUAUCUGACUGACAGUGAUAAACAAAAAUUGUAUAUUCUAAUAGACGAAGCACUUUCAAUCAUGAACUAAUAUGUUUUGCAAGUCAAUUCUUUCGAUUUUGAUCAAUUAAUUGUCACUCAGACAUUUAUUGAUUAUUAAACAAAUGUAUUGACUGAAAAUCUAUGUGAAGUUUUAGCAGAUAACUAUAAAGCUUUUAUGUACAAUUAAUGUAAUCUAGCCUUUGAGGGAACAUUAAAGGAAGGUACCAUUUAGACUUUAAAUUAUAUUACCAACUAAGUAAAAGCAGAAUAGGCCAUCAAUAAUUUCACUCAUAGGCUAGCAUAUAAUCUCUAUGAAUAAGAAGGCUCCUAAGUUAUAACUAGAAUAUUUAUACAAUUGAAUGAUUAGUUGUCAUAUGGAAUUGAAGAAAUAACCAAUGUGCAGCUACAAUUUAGCAAGUCUCUUUCAAUUGUUUAUUUUGUGAUAGCAUUAGCUGGAUUAUUACUAAUUGCAAAAUUAUUAAGAUAGUAUUUGAUAUUUCAAUAGUAUUUAAUAAAGAAAAUAGUUAACAUAAUUCCCUUACAGAUAUUGAUUGAAGAUGAAUCUUAUGAAAGAUAACUUAGAUUAUUGUUACAAUAAUAAGAAAUAGUUUGA
Molecule: messenger RNA, 5073 nt
Organism: Paramecium tetraurelia
Lineage: Eukaryota; Ciliophora; Oligohymenophorea; Peniculida; Parameciidae
Exons: 3
Source: RefSeq, a predicted model, not a curated record